Clupea harengus (Atlantic herring) is the source of this 1955-nucleotide messenger RNA. Its product is annotated as endonuclease domain-containing 1 protein-like. Gene Ontology annotation, molecular function: nucleic acid binding; hydrolase activity; metal ion binding. NCBI's taxonomy places the organism in Eukaryota, Metazoa, Chordata, Actinopteri, Clupeiformes, Clupeidae. The record is from RefSeq and is a predicted model, not a curated record.
UCUACAGGAAUACCUCUCUACAGCUGGUGAUCUUCUCUGUGCAUUUUUACCAGGAAUAUUCUCACAAUGAAAUACUCGCUUUAUUUGUUUGCUAUCAGCGCACUCUACCCUAUUUCUCAUGGAGACGUAGGGGAUUUCUCGCCCUGUGUAAACUAUUUCUACCGGGAUUGGCCACCCAGUGGGAUUGAGGGUACCCCCAUAUGUCAGAAUUACGAGAACAGGUAUCACUUCGCCACACUGUACAGCCGUGAGCGCCGGUCGCCGUGGUUCUCUGCGUACUUGUACACAACUCCAGCGGGUAAAAGGCCAAAGGGAAACUGGAAGUAUGAACCACAGCUGGCCAACUCCAAAGCCGAUGGUGCAAUGGUCCGUUUCCCCAUACCUCCUCACAAAGUGGACCAGAACGUGGUUGAGAGCCAGGCGGUGCAGCAGGACUACACAAACUCCAGCUACACCCGCGGCCACCUCAACCCCAGUCUGCACCACCAGGACCGCAUCGACCGCCGGUCCACGUUCACCCUGACCAAUGCGGUGCCCCAGACUCAGGAGUCCAACGGCGGGCCGUGGGCGGAUCUGGAGGACCACGUCAACAAGACUCUGAACCAGUAUUGUUUUGGCCGCGCACACAUUGUCACCGGCAUCAUUCCUUACCGGGUGGACCGCUGGCUGAAGGAUGAACACCGAGUGGCCAUACCCGAGUAUCUGUGGUCGGCUUACUGCUGUCCGUCCUACAGCCAGAACCUUCCGGAAAGCCUCAGGAAAACGUUCCCCACGUUUGCUGCCAUUGGCCGCAACGAUCCCAACAGCACGGAGGAAAUUGUUCCCGUUGACAGGACAAAGAAAGAGAAUGUCGGCUAUGACGUGAGGGCGAUGUCCCUCGCAGAUCUUGAGAUGUACCUCAGAGAGAGAUACAGGAGAGAAAUUACUGUUUUCAGAAAUCAGUGUUUGGAGUCACAAGAUUAUCUUUGAUUUUGGAAUUGGAAUGGUGUCAUUGCAAUGUGAUUGGCCCCAGAUGAUAGAUGUGAAAAUGGUGCUGAAUAUUAUCAGGUAGACUACUAUAAUAAAAUGUACUACUAUAAAUGUGCUACUAUAAAUAUGUGCUCCUUGAUAUAAGACAAUGUUGAAUAGAUCAUGAUUUCAUGUCAUGGCACAUAUUACAGGUGUUUACAGGAGACAAAAAAAAUAAUAUAUAUCCUAUUUUCUUUUCUUCAAUGACUUCCAAACUUACCUCUGCACAAUUUGACACUGGAUAAGUGGACAGGUUUCUUUGUUGGCUAUCUAGCACUAGCUUGAUAAGCAGGCCUCUGUGUCCUGUAGCUUUGAUUAACUAGAGCAGGGGUCUCAAACUCAAAUUACCGGGGGGCCGAAGAGCGUCCGGUCUUGUCAGUGGGGGGCCAGAUUUUUUUCAUCUGUUGGCUUGCCUAUCACAAUACUGUAGAAACCACUUUUGAGUGUGGCAAAUUUAGCAUGUGUGAUCAGUGGUACAAUGGUUAGUGUUGUUGAACUACAAGUAAAUCACCUGAGUUUCAAUUCCUGGGCAAUGCAAGACGCUCUUUGGAUAAAGGUGUUUGUUAUAGUUAAAUUUUUGGAUCACUUUGUCUCAUUGUGCAUCAGUGCUGUGGUGAAAGCCACAAACUCAUCAGUCAUAAGUCACAAGAUCAUUUGGAGUUAUGACAAGAAUUUACCACUAGGUGUCAGACUGAUACAGCAAUUCUCACAGUUAUUGUUUGUUUCGGAUGUGAUUAGUCACAGUGAUGAAGUCAGUAUGAGUUUCUGUCCCUCACUGACGAGUUUUCCUUCUUGAAAAAUGACACACACAAAACACACUUAUCGUGUGUGUACACACACUCACACACAUAUUAACAGUGUAACAAAAGCAAGUAAUGUGAUGCUUUGAUUUGAUAUGACCAAAUGCUUGACUUGCUUUGACAUAAUAAUAAAAGUAUAAUCUAUCA